AUGCGGGUGUUAUUCAGGAUGCAGCCAAAAUGCCCUGGUCCAGUCGCUGGACGCAAGGGGCGUUCUGGCCUUCCGACAGGUAGUCGCGGGACAAGGAACUUUGGCGGCUUAACAUUCCGAUCCGCAGCAGCUCCUGCAGCCAGCAGCUUGAAGGCUUUACCGGCAAAAAGCGUCCAAGACUUCCUCGCUGCAGUUCAGGAAUGCAAAGUUCAGCAAGCUCGAGAACUUUUUCACCAGGUUCGAACAGCUGUUGGGACGAGGGCCAAAUCAAAGGAAGUCUUUGGUGGUCUGCGCGCUCUCUUGCACUAUCUGCUUGAGACGUAUGCAAAUCUCGACAAGUUGGACCAGGCAGUGGGUCUUCUGGAAGAGUUGCGGCAUACGGAGGUCAAGCUGGUCAGUGCCGGCGCUUUCAACGCAAUGCUGCGCGGGCUCGUCUCCCGUAGCUCCUUUGAGAAGGCUCAAUGGCUUGUCCGUAGCGAGAUGCCCCGCUUUGGCCACAACCCAAACGAGGGUUCCUUGAACAUGCUCAUGGAUUCUGCAGCCCGAUCCGGACCACGUUACCUCGACGAGGCAUUUGACAUUCUAGAGGAAAUGCAGCUUCAAGACAUGAGUGCAGACAAGUACACUGUCUCAAUAUUGACAAAGCACUUGUCGGACAGAAUCUCCGAUAAACGGCGUGUGCCGCGGGGGGUGAUGAUGGUGGAGCGCUUCUUGCAGAUGCAGCCGGAGGACGUGGACGAGGUCCUCGUGAACUCCCUCUUAGAUGUCUUCUGCAAGCUUGGCGACAUGUCUCGGCUCGAGGAGACGCUGGCCCUGAUGAAGCGCUAUGGAAUCAAGGGCUCCGCUGUGACAUAUGGGACCAUCGUGAAGGCAUACGGACAUGCAGGCAACAUCGACCGAGUAGUGGAGGCUUGGGCCGAGAUGCAUCGGGAAGGUCUGGAAGCCAACGCGGUGACCUACGGAUGUAUGCUCGAUGCUUGUGUCAAGUGUGGUCACCUGGACAAGGCGCUGCAGACUUUUGAGAUCAUGAAGCAGAGGGGCCUCCACAGGAAUACGAUUCUCUAUGCCACUCUUAUCAAGGGCUUCGCGAAGACAAAGGAUCCAUCUGCGGCAAUGAACUUGUAUCGAGAGAUGCGCUCUGAGCAGGUACCGUGCAAUGUGGUUGUCUUCAACAGCUUGAUCGAUGCCUGCGUCCGUGCCUGCGACCUGCAGGGUGCGGCCGAGGUUCUUCAGGAAAUGACUGCCACGAAUGUGCAGCCUGAUCUGAUUACGUUCAGCACUCUGAUCAAAGGAUAUUGCAGCAGCGGUGACUUGCCAAAGGCCAUGCGGCUUCAAGAAGAACUCCAAGCUCGCCAUCUCGAGUGUGAUGAGAUUGUGUACAACUCGCUUCUCGAAGGCUGCGUGAAGGCUGGCGAUCUCCAACUCGGCCUGCGCAUGUUCUCGGAGAUGCGGCACAAGCAUGUCCGGCCAAGUGCCGUGACCUUCUCGAUUCUGGUCAAGCUUCUCUCGCAUGCUGGACGUCUUGACUUGGCCGUGCAUCUUGUGGCAAAGGAGAUGCGCCAAAUUCACGGUGUGCAGCCGACACGGAUGGUUUGGUCAUGCCUCAUAACUUCCUGCUUGAAGUCGCGAGAUCUGAACAGAGCUGUCAUGGCCCUGGAGUUGUUGGACAGUGACGCUGUGACACUGGGGACUGGCGGCCGAGCGUCGAUGUACGGCGCCGUCCUUGAGGCCUCCCUCGCUCGUGGAGAGGUUGGGACCGCCCUUCAGUUGAUUGACUUUGCCUUCAAUCGUGCUCACGCAGAAGAGGCAUGCUCCGCGUUGUCUGUGGAUCUUCUGCGGCGUGUCUUCGAGACUGCGGGCAUGCGAGGGUUAGAGGCAGAUGCGCAGCAGGUUCUCAUUGCUAUUGCGCAUCACAUCGAGAGCAAUGUUCAGACGAUGUUGAGAUCUGCGCUGGAGACGGCAUCCCGGCAAAGGCCACGACAAGGUGACGACGAAACAGGCGGUUUUGCAAGAUCGGUUCUGGACGAUAGCCACGUCUGGUCGCAGUGGGAGCCAUCUUAUCCAUCAGCGCCGUUUAUGCAGGAACCGAUGCCGCCCAUGCCCAGGUGCGAGGCCUGGGAUCCCUAUGCUUGGCAGGAGUCGUACUCCAACUUCUUCCAUCCUCAUCCUCCUUCCGCCUGGUCUGAUGCGGCGGCGGUGACACGAUCAUACCCUUGGUCGCAGCAGCCAGUCUGGAAUGCAGCGGGUUGGGGAUCUGGCAGAGGUGCCGAGCUUUUAGAAUCAGUCCUGAACAUCCCCAGGGAGGUGUCAGCUCAGUCUGAUUUCGAGGACCCUCUGACGCCGGCGCUGUGCCAUGCAAAGGCCGUCGAAGAUGAGUUCACCCCCGUGACGACAGCUGGUAAGUCAUCGGCGUGUGGGAGCUCCUUUGAGGAGGGAUACGGAGACGACGUGAUUCUGCAGAAAGUCCUCUUCAGCGAGAGCGGACCCUUCUCCAAAGUCCACGUCGAGGUGCCUCCGGGUCUCUGA
Messenger RNA from Symbiodinium sp. CCMP2592, 2526 nucleotides. The record is from the annotation of a GenBank genome assembly. NCBI's taxonomy places the organism in Eukaryota, Dinophyceae, Suessiales, Symbiodiniaceae.